AUGGUCUCCCACCUGACGUCUCCCAAGGGUCUGGGAAAGAUGCAGAUUCCCAGUUCUCUUCUGAGGACCCGCUACAGUGCUCAACCCCCUGUACGAGUCAUCUCCAGGCUGGAAAAGCGAAUGACUUGGCCACAGGCUCCCGCAGAGCUGGAAGUGUUAGCUCUGUUCCAGGGUGGCCUCCCCGCUGCCCCUGCCGCCUGCCCGCUCCUUGCUCUGGACACGUGCUGGGACCAGGCGCCGCAGUUCCGGCUCCUGCCCCGGCCUCGCGGCCGCAGCGGGCGCCGGGGACCGCACGUGGGCGCCACCCUUCCCAGGAUGCGCUCCGUCGGCGCGGCGCUGGCCGGGCUGCUCCUGGGGACGCUCGGAGCCUUCCCAAAGGGUCACCCCCUCAAGGCCACCUGUGCAGGAGACCCCAGUUACUAUCCAGAUGAGGCCGCUGGGAGCUGCUGUUACCGCUGCCCCUCAGAGUUGUUGCCGACACAGUCAUGCCCACAAGGACCUGCCCACUGCAGGAAGCGCUGUGCCCCCAAUCACUACCUGGAUGAAGACAGGCAGUGUACAGCCUGUGUGAGAUGUGUGAGAGAUGACCUCGUGGAGAAGGUGCCAUGCUCCUGGAACUCCUCCCGCGUCUGUGAGUGCCGGCCCGGCAUGUACUGCGUCACGUCAGCUGUCAACUCCUGUGCCCGCUGCUACUUUCACUCAGCCUGCUCUGCAGGGAUGGUGGUCAAGUUCCCGGGUACAGCGGAGAAAGACACUGUCUGUGAACGGCCUUCCCCAGGGGCCAACCCUGACUGCAGCGGCCCAGAAGACUGCAGGACACCCACCAGCCCCAUCACUUCCCAGGCCACACCUGCUCUGACAUCUCCAGUCAGCACCAAUGUCAAAAACAUGCUGCCAAGAGAGGGCACCCGCCUCGUGCAGGAGGAUGCUGCUAGACUAAUGAGGGCGCCUCCCCCUGGUCCGGAUGCAGGGCCUGUGCUGUUCUGGGUGACCAUGGUCCUGCUGCUGCUGGUUGGCUCCAGCUCCUUCCUCCUGUGCUACUGGAAGACCUGCAGGAGGCGAGUCAGACAGAAACUCCACCUCUACUACCCAGCCCCGAGCUUCCAGCCCAAGCUGAGGCAGACAGACAAGUGCCGCUGCUGGAAGCGGCUGAUGAUCAGUGGGGCAGACACGUUCGCCCCAGCUCUGCUGCUGCUCUGCGGGGGCCGGGGGGGCUCUUGUUCCCUGAGCAGGGACGUGUGCAGGUAUAAUCAGGAGCUGAGAAGUGCAUCAGUGACAGAACUGGGCCCGGGCCCACUGAGCAUGGGGAACCCCCCAGCUGUGGAGACCUGUGCAAACACGGGGGCAGUUUGCCCAGAAACUUUGCCGCUGCAGAAUGCCAGCUCAACUGGCAGCCCUUUGGUCCCUAGGGAGCCUCCUGAGUCCCGGGUGUCCACAGAACACACCAAUAACAAAAUCGAAAAAAUCUACAUUAUGAAGGCUGACACGGUGAUUGUGGGGACCGUGAGUGCUGAGGCGCCCGAGAGCCGGGUUCCAGCAGGACCGUCAGGGCCUGAGUUGGAGGUGGACCUAGACGUGGACCAUGCCCCCCACUACCCACAGCAGGAGACAGAGCCGCUUCUCGACAGCCGCACGGAUGUCAUGUUCUCAGUGGAGGAGGAAAGGAAGGAGGACUCCUGGCCCACAGCCGCCUCUGAGAAGUGACGCCCAGUCUGGGCUGGGUGCCCCCUUGAGGCCUGAGUGGUACCAAGCUGGGGGUAGAGGCCCAUGUGGCUUGAACUGAGGCCCCAGCAUCUCAUGGUGGCUGAGAGCAGAGUCCCUGCUUUCUGCUCCUGCUGACAACACUGGUAGCCCCCAGCCCCUGGCACCACGCACUGGCACAACCAGUGAAGGAAAGGCUACGGGCUGGUUCCAGGCUGCCCUGUCUAUACCCUUGUGCCUUCAGCUCUUCCCGGGCCUCAGUUGAUAGCCACCAUGCCCCUAGUGACCAGAAGCAUGGGCACAGAACCAACUCUUACAGAUUUUUUCUCUUCUGAGUCAAAAGGGAAGUUGAAAGAUUGAUUUUCAUUGUUGA
Molecule: messenger RNA, 2074 nt
Organism: Jaculus jaculus (lesser Egyptian jerboa)
Lineage: Eukaryota; Metazoa; Chordata; Mammalia; Rodentia; Dipodidae
Gene: Tnfrsf8
Product: TNF receptor superfamily member 8
Exons: 13
Coding region: 1-1704 (567 amino acids)
Biological process (GO): signal transduction
Molecular function (GO): protein binding; transmembrane signaling receptor activity
Source: RefSeq, a predicted model, not a curated record